Messenger RNA from Ambispora leptoticha, 274 nucleotides. The record is from the annotation of a GenBank genome assembly. NCBI's taxonomy places the organism in Eukaryota, Fungi, Glomeromycota, Glomeromycetes, Archaeosporales, Ambisporaceae.
CAUAUACAAAAUAAUAUAGUAAUGACUGAAAAAGAAGACGCGAUUAUCCGUGAUAGACUUGCGGUCGAAGAACGUACACUGCGUCGCAUACUUAAGCGACACACAUUAUGGAAGGGUGCUCUCCUUACUGGGGAUAUAGAAGCGGCGCAAAUCCAAUAUAAUGACUUCAUGCUCGAUUUAUCGUCAUACGAGCUUUAUUUAAUGCGCUUCCAGCUUAUUCAUGAUAUGAAUGUGAAAGAAAGACAAAAUUGGAUAGAUGAAAAGAACAGGAUUG